Messenger RNA from Rattus norvegicus (Norway rat), 15951 nucleotides. RefSeq names its product bassoon (presynaptic cytomatrix protein) (gene Bsn). The transcript is spliced from 12 exons. Gene Ontology annotation, molecular function: transcription corepressor binding; metal ion binding. Bases 102 to 11903 code for a protein of 3933 amino acids. Gene Ontology annotation, biological process: presynaptic active zone assembly; maintenance of presynaptic active zone structure. Gene Ontology annotation, cellular component: trans-Golgi network; synapse; synaptic vesicle membrane. The record is from RefSeq and is marked validated. NCBI's taxonomy places the organism in Eukaryota, Metazoa, Chordata, Mammalia, Rodentia, Muridae.
AGAUGGCGGCAGCUGCGGUGGAGCGGAGAGUGUGAGCGCCGCCCGGGAGCCGCCGGCCCGGGCGCAGUGCGACCCCGACCCCGCCCGCCCGCCUGCCCACCAUGGGCAACGAGGCCAGCCUGGAGGGCGGCGCGGGCGAAGGGCCGCUGCCGCCGGGAGGCUCUGGUCUGGGUCCGGGCCCCGGAGCAGGGAAGCCGCCUUCAGCACUAGCUGGCGGCGGACAGCUCCCCGUGGCUGGUGCUGCGCGAGCGGCGGGACCCCCGACCCCUGGUCUCGGUCUGGUCCCCGGCCCUGGUCCCGGCCCCGGCCCGGGCAGUGUUUCCCGGAGACUGGACCCCAAGGAGCCCCUGGGCAGCCAGAGAGCAACUUCUCCAACCCCAAAGCAAGCUUCUGCUACUGCUCCUGGCCGAGAGAGCCCCCGAGAGACAAGGGCCCAAGGCCUGUCAGGCCAGGAGGCCGAAGGUCCCCGCAGGACACUGCAGGUAGACAGCAGGACACAGAGAUCAGGACGGUCCCCCUCCGUGUCACCAGACAGAGGCAGCACUCCCACAUCACCCUAUUCCGUCCCCCAGAUUGCCCCUCUUCCCAGCAGCACCCUGUGUCCAAUAUGCAAGACAUCGGACCUCACAUCAACCUCCAGCCAGCCAAACUUCAACACCUGCACCCAGUGUCACAACAAGGUCUGCAACCAAUGUGGGUUCAACCCCAACCCUCACCUCACCCAGGUGAAGGAGUGGCUCUGUUUGAACUGUCAGAUGCAGAGGGCCCUGGGAAUGGACAUGACCACUGCACCUCGGUCCAAGAGCCAGCAGCAGCUACACUCCCCGGCCCUGUCUCCUGCCCACUCCCCAGCCAAACAGCCUCUGGGGAAGCCAGAGCAAGAGAGAUCUCGGAGCCCAGGGGCCACACAGUCUGGUCCCCGCCAGGCUGAAGCAGCCAGGGCCACCUCAGUGCCUGGGCCUACCCAGGCAACUGCCCCUCCAGAGGUGGGGAGGGUGUCUCCUCAGCCCCCUCUCUCUACCAAGCCUUCCACAGCUGAGCCCAGGCCACCUGCAGGAGAGGCCCAGGGCAAAAGUGCCACCACAGUGCCCUCCGGGCUUGGUGCUGCUGAACAGACCCAGGAGGGGCUCACCGGGAAGCUCUUUGGCCUUGGAGCAUCACUGCUGACCCAGGCAAGCACCCUUAUGUCUGUGCAGCCAGAGGCUGACACCCAGGGCCAGCCUUCCCCCAGCAAGGGGCCACCCAAGAUUGUCUUCAGUGAUGCCAGCAAGGAGGCGGGUCCAAGACCCCCAGGCUCAGGGCCCGGGCCUGGGCCAACCCCUGGAGCCAAAACGGAGCCUGGGCCUAGAACAGGUCCUGGAUCAGGGCCUGGGGCCCUGGCAAAAACUGGAGGAACCCCCAGUCCAAAGCAUGGCAGAGCAGACCAUCAGGCAGCAUCCAAAGCUGCUGCCAAGCCAAAGACCAUGCCGAAGGAAAGGGCUGCCUGCCCACUGUGCCAAGCCGAGCUCAACGUGGGUAGCAGGGGCCCAGCCAACUACAAUACCUGCACUGCCUGCAAGCUCCGGGUGUGCACCCUGUGUGGCUUUAACCCGACACCACACCUGGUGGAGAAAACAGAGUGGCUCUGUCUGAACUGCCAAACCAAGAGGCUGCUGGAGGGCAGCUUGGGGGAGCCGGCCCCCCUGCCUCUGCCCACCCCACAGCAGCCUCCAGCAGGGGUCCCUCAGCGAGCAGCUGGAGCAAGUCCUCUGAAGCAGAAAGGGCCACAGGGGCCGGGCCAGCCCUCAGGCUCCCUGCCUCCCAAGGCCAGUCCUCAAGCCGCCAAGGCCAGCCCUCAGGCCGCCAAGGCCAGCCCUCAGGCCAAGCCUCUCAGGGCUUCUGAACCCAGCAAGACCUCUAGCAGCGCCCCGGAAAAGAAGACAGGGAUCCCUGUGAAAGCUGAGCCUGUGCCGAAGCCACCUCCAGAGACUGCUGUGCCUCCUGGGACUCCUAAAGCAAAAAGCGGGGUGAAGAGGACCGACCCUGCCACCCCAGUCGUCAAGCCUGUUCCAGAAGCUCCCAAGAGCGGGGAGGCUGAGGAACCUGUCCCCAAGCCUUACUCUCAGGAUCUGUCUCGAAGCCCACAAAGCCUCAGUGAUACAGGCUACUCCUCCGAUGGCGUCUCCAGCUCCCAGAGUGAGAUCACAGGUGUUGUACAGCAAGAAGUGGAGCAACUUGACAGUGCGGGGGUGACAGGCCCACGUCCACCCAGCCCCUCAGAGCUCCACAAAGUGGGCAGUAGUAUGCGCCCUUCCCUGGAGGCCCAGGCUGUGGCUCCCAGUGGUGAGUGGAGCAAGCCACCCAGCGGCAGUGCUGUUGAAGACCAGAAACGGCGUCCCCACUCCCUGUCCAUCAUGCCCGAGGCCUUCGACUCUGACGAGGAGCUGGGGGAUAUUCUAGAAGAGGAUGACUCCUUGGCAUGGGGGCGUCAGAGGGAGCAGCAAGACACAGCUGAGUCUUCAGAUGACUUUGGCAGCCAGCUGAGGCAUGACUACGUGGAAGACAGCAGUGAAGGCGGCUUGUCUCCCCUUCCACCUCAGCCCCCAGCCAGGGCAGAUAUGACUGAUGAAGAGUUCAUGCGGCGGCAGAUCCUAGAAAUGAGCGCCGAGGAAGACAACUUGGAGGAAGACGACACCGCUGUCUCCGGGCGAGGCCUGGCCAAACACGGUGCCCAGAAGGCAAGUGCCAGACCCAGGCCCGAAUCUAGCCAAGAAUCAGUAGCACUGCCCAAGAGGCGCCUGCCCCAUAAUGCCACCACAGGUUACGAGGAACUUCUGUCUGAGGAAGGCCCAGCAGAGCCCACUGACGGAGCCCUUCAGGGAGGUCUCCGACGCUUUAAAACUAUUGAGCUCAACAGCACAGGUAGCUAUGGUCACGAGCUAGACCUGGGCCAAGGCUCUGAUCCCAACCUAGACCGGGAGCCUGAGCUGGAGAUGGAGAGCCUUACAGGCUCGCCUGAAGACCGCUCUCGUGGGGAGCACUCCUCUACACUGCCGGCUUCCACGCCUAGCUAUACAUCUGGCACCUCACCCACCUCCCUGUCUUCCCUGGAGGAGGACAGUGACAGCAGCCCCAGCCGCAGGCAGCGGCUAGAAGAAGCGAAGCAGCAGCGCAAGGCCCGGCACCGGUCCCACGGGCCCCUGCUGCCCACCAUUGAGGACUCUUCCGAGGAGGAGGAGCUGCGGGAAGAAGAGGAGCUGCUGCGUGAGCAAGAGAAGAUGCGGGAGGUGGAACAGCAGCGAAUUCGAAGCACAGCCCGCAAGACCCGGCGUGACAAGGAAGAACUUCGGGCUCAGCGGCGGCGUGAGCGCUCCAAGACACCGCCUAGUAACCUGUCACCCAUCGAAGAUGCGUCCCCUACAGAGGAGCUGAGGCAGGCAGCGGAGAUGGAGGAGCUACACCGCUCUUCCUGCUCUGAGUACUCCCCCUCCCCCUCCCUGGACUCAGAGGCUGAGACCCUCGAUGGCGGCCCCACUCGGCUCUACAAGUCGGGCAGCGAGUACAACCUGCCUGCCUUUAUGUCCCUCUGCUCACCAACCGAGACCCCUUCAGGCAGUUCCACCACGCCCAGUUCUGGACGGCCCCUUAAGAGUGCGGAGGAGGCCUACGAGGACAUGAUGAGAAAAGCUGAGCUGCUCCAGAGACAGCAGGGCCAGGCGGCAGGGGCCCGGGGACCCCAUGGCGGCCCCUCUCAGCCCACAGGCCCCCGCAGCCAGGGCUCCUUUGAAUACCAAGACACCCAAGACCAUGACUAUGGCGGCAGGGCUUCUCAGCCUGCGGCAGAUGGCACGCCCGCAGGCCUCGGAGCAACAGUGUAUGAGGAGAUCCUUCAGACAUCCCAGAGCAUAGCCCGGAUGCGGCAGGCCUCCUCGCGGGAUCUGGCCUUCACUGAGGACAAAAAGAAGGAGAAGCAGUUUCUGAAUGCGGAGAGUGCAUACAUGGACCCAAUGAAGCAAAAUGGUGGCCCACUUACCCCUGGGACUAGCCCCACCCAACUUGCUGCUCCUGUGUCAUUUCCCACUUCCACCUCCUCAGACAGCAGCGGGGGCCGAGUUAUUCCCGAUGUCAGAGUCACUCAGCAUUUUGCAAAAGAGCCUCAGGAGCCUCUCAAGCUACAUAGCUCUCCUGCCUCUCCCAGUCUGGCCUCUAAGGAGGUAGGCAUGACCUUCUCCCAGGGUCCUGGAACUCCAGCCACCACAGCCAUGGCGCCUUGUCCAGCCAGCCUUCCACGGGGGUAUAUGACUCCAGCCGGCCCUGAGCGCAGCCCAUCAACAUCUUCCACAAUACACAGCUAUGGACAGCCCCCAACCACUGCUAACUAUGGGUCUCAGACGGAGGAGCUGCCUCACGCUCCCAGUGGCCCUGCUGGAAGUGGGCGGGCCUCCAGAGAGAAGCCUCUGAGUGGGGGUGAUGGUGAGGUUGGUCCCCCCCAGCCUUCUCGGGGAUAUUCUUAUUUUACGGGCUCUAGCCCACCUCUCUCUCCAUCCACCCCCUCCGAGAGCCCCACCUUCUCUCCAAGCAAGCUGGGUCCAAGGGCCACAGCAGAGUUCUCUACACAGACGCCAAGCCUAACGCCUUCCUCUGACAUUCCACGGAGCCCUGGCACCCCUUCCCCCAUGGUAGCCCAAGGCACGCAGACGCCACACCGACCUAGCACUCCUCGCUUGGUGUGGCAGCAGUCUUCCCAGGAGGCUCCUGUUAUGGUCAUCACGCUAGCUUCAGAUGCUUCUAGCCAGACCCGAAUGGUACACGCCAGUGCCUCUACUUCCCCUCUGUGCUCGCCUACGGACUCUCAGCCUGCCUCCCAUAGCUACAGCCAGACCACACCCCCAAGUGCAUCUCAAAUGCCCUCAGAACCAGCUGGGCCACCUGGUUUCCCACGAGCACCCAGUGCUGGUGUAGACGGGCCAUUGGCGCUGUAUGGCUGGGGUGCCCUCCCUGCUGAAAACAUCUCCUUAUGCCGGAUCUCCUCUGUCCCUGGAACAUCUAGAGUUGAGCCGGGCCCCAGGCCCCCGGGCACCGCAGUGGUCGACCUUCGCACGGCUGUCAAGCCCACACCCAUUAUCCUUACCGACCAGGGCAUGGAUCUGACCUCUCUUGCUGUGGAAGCAAGGAAGUAUGGCCUUGCCCUGGAUCCAGUUCCAGGCCGCCAGUCAACCGCCGUGCAGCCUCUAGUUAUUAACCUCAAUGCCCAAGAGCAGACCCAUACCUUCCUGGCCACUGCCACCACAGUGAGCAUCACCAUGGCCUCAUCUGUGCUCAUGGCGCAGCAAAAGCAACCAGUGGUAUAUGGAGAUCCUUUCCAGAGCCGCCUCGACUUUGGCCAGGGUUCAGGUAGCCCUGUGUGCCUGGCCCAGGUCAAGCAAGUAGAGCAGGCUGUCCAGACAGCCCCAUACCGAGGUGGGCCCAGGGGAAGACCCAGGGAGGCUAAGUUCGCCAGGUAUAACCUUCCCAACCAGGUAACACCUCUGGCCAGAAGGGACAUUCUGAUCACUCAGAUGGGCACUGCCCAGAGUGUUAGCCUGAAGCCAGGACCAGUGCCAGAGCCUGGUGCUGAACCCCACCGGGCUACUCCUGCAGAGCUCCGGGCACAUGCUCUACCAGGUACCAGGAAGCCACACACAGUGGUGGUGCAGAUGGGAGAGGGCGCAGCCGGCACGGUGACUACCCUGCUCCCAGAAGAGCCAGCAGGAGCCCUGGACCUCACUGGGAUGAGGCCCGAGAGCCGACUGGCAUGCUGUGACAUGGCCUAUAAGUUUCCCUUUGGCAGUAGCUGCACUGGUACCUUCCAUCCUGCCCCUAGUGCACCUGACAAGAGUGUGACAGAUGCUGCCCUGCCUGGCCAAAGCAGUGGCCCCUUCUACAGUCCCAGAGACCCUGAGCCUCCUGAGCCCCUCACCUUCCGGGCACAAGGGGUCGUAGGACCUGGGCCCCAUGAAGAACAGAGGCCCUACCCACAGGGCUUGCCCGGUAGGCUCUACUCCUCCAUGUCUGACACCAAUUUGGCUGAAGCUGGUCUCAACUACCACGCCCAGAGGAUUGGGCAGCUCUUCCAGGGCCCUGGGAGGGACUCAGCUGUGGAUCUCAGCUCGCUGAAGCAUUCUUACAGCUUAGGCUUCGCUGAUGGACGCUACUUGGGGCAGGGCUUACAGUAUGGCUCGUUCACGGACCUGCGCCACCCCACAGACCUUUUGUCUCACCCACUGCCCAUGAGGCGCUACAGCUCUGUGUCAAACAUCUAUUCGGAUCACCGGUACGGCCCACGGGGAGAUGCCGUCGGCUUUCAGGAGGCCAGCCUGGCCCAGUACAGUGCCACCACAGCCCGCGAGAUCAGCCGCAUGUGUGCCGCCCUCAACUCCAUGGACCAGUACGGUGGGCGGCAUGGCGGUGGAAGUGGUGGGCCCGACCUUGUGCCGUAUCAGCCCCAGCACGGGCCUGGACUCAAUGCUCCACAGGGUCUGGCUUCCCUUAGAUCUGGCCUCCUCGGCAACCCCACCUACCCAGAAGGGCAACCAAGUCCUGGGAACCUUGCUCAGUACGGGCCUGCAGCAAGCCAAGGAACAGCAGUCAGACAGUUGCUCCCAUCCACAGCAACAGUGCGUGCAGCCGAUGGCAUGAUCUACUCGACUAUCAAUACCCCAAUCGCUGCAACACUGCCCAUCACCACCCAGCCUGCCUCAGUACUGCGGCCCAUGGUGCGUGGUGGCAUGUACAGGCCUUACGGAUCUGGCGGAGUCACAGCUGUGCCCCUUACCAGCCUGACCCGGGUGCCCAUGAUUGCCCCUCGGGUACCUCUUGGACCAGCAGGGUUAUACCGCUAUCCUGCACCAAGUCGAUUCCCCAUCGCUUCCACCAUUCCACCCGCUGAAGGACCUGUCUAUUUGGGAAAGCCAGCAGCCGCCAAGGCCUCGGGGGCAGGAGGCCCGCCAAGGCCUGAGCUACCAGCAGGGGGUGCUCGAGAAGAACCUCUCUCCACAACUGCCCCUCCUGCUGUCAUCAAGGAAGCCCCGGUGGCCCAGGCCCCGGCCCCACCACCAGGCCAAAAGCCAGCAGGAGAUGCUGCUGCUGGGAGUGGCAGUGGAGUCCUCGGCCGGCCUGUGAUGGAGAAGGAGGAGGCAUCUCAGGAGGACCGGCAGCGAAAGCAACAGGAGCAGCUGCUGCAGCUGGAGCGGGAACGGGUAGAGUUGGAAAAGCUCCGGCAGUUGCGGCUACAGGAGGAGCUGGAGCGAGAGAGGGUGGAGCUGCAGAGGCAUCGUGAGGAGGAGCAGCUGCUGGUGCAGAGAGAGUUGCAGGAGCUCCAGACCAUCAAGCACCAUGUUCUGCAGCAGCAGCAAGAAGAGCGCCAAGCUCAGUUCGCACUGCAGCGCGAGCAGCUGGCACAGCAGCGGCUGCAGCUAGAGCAGAUCCAGCAACUGCAGCAGCAGCUGCAGCAGCAGCUAGAGGAGCAGAAACAGAGGCAAAAGGCCCCCUUUCCUGCAACCUGUGAGGCGCCUAGCCGAGGGCCUCCCCCCGCUGCUACCGAGCUGGCCCAGAACGGCCAGUAUUGGCCACCAUUGACCCACACAGCCUUCAUCGCCGUGGCAGGAACCGAAGGGCCUGGGCAAGCUCGUGAGCCCGUGCUGCACAGGGGCCUCCCCAGCUCUGCCUCAGACAUGUCCCUGCAAACUGAGGAGCAGUGGGAGGCAGGCCGUAGUGGCAUCAAGAAACGUCACUCUAUGCCACGCCUGAGAGACGCCUGUGAACCAGAGUCAGGCCCUGAUCCCAGCACGGUCAGGAGGAUUGCAGACAGCAGUGUUCAGACAGAUGAUGAGGAGGGCGAGGGCCGCUACCUCCUGACCCGUAGGCGCAGGACACGGCGCAGUGCCGACUGCAGUGUGCAGACAGAUGACGAGGACAAUGCCGAAUGGGAGCAGCCUGUCCGCCGCCGCAGGUCUCGUCUUUCCCGUCACUCAGACUCAGGCUCUGACAGCAAGCACGAGGCCUCGGCCUCAUCGUCCGCUGCUGCCGCUGCGGCGAGGGCCAUGAGCAGUGUGGGUAUCCAGACCAUCAGUGACUGCUCUGUACAGACAGAGCCUGAGCAGCUGCCCAGGGUCUCACCAGCCAUCCACAUCACAGCCGCCACUGACCCAAAGGUGGAGAUCGUCAGAUACAUAUCAGCACCAGAAAAGACUGGGCGAGGGGAGAGCCUGGCCUGCCAGACAGAACCCGAUGGGCAGGCUCAGGGUGUGGCUGGGCCACAGCUCAUAGGACCAACUGCCAUCAGCCCCUACCUACCUGGCAUCCAGAUAGUCACCCCAGGAGCCCUAGGCAGAUUUGAAAAGAAGAAGCCAGAUCCUCUGGAGAUUGGGUACCAGGCCCACCUGCCCCCGGAGUCCCUGUCGCAGCUUGUGAGCCGCCAGCCUCCCAAGUCUCCACAAGUGCUCUACUCACCAGUGUCGCCACUGUCCCCACACCGGCUCCUGGACACCUCGUUUGCUUCCAGUGAGAGGCUGAACAAGGCUCAUGUGAGUCCCCAGAAGCAGUUCAUAGCUGACAGCACUCUUCGCCAGCAGACUCUGCCGCGCCCCAUGAAGACCCUGCAGCGGUCCCUGUCCGACCCUAAGCCCCUGAGCCCCACCGCCGAGGAGUCUGCCAAAGAGAGAUUCUCCCUCUACCAGCACCAGGGGGGACUAGGUAGCCAGGUGUCGGCGCUGCCACCCAACGGCCUGGUCCGCAAGGUGAAGCGGACACUGCCCAGCCCCCCUCCAGAGGAAGCUCACCUUCCCCUGGCUGGCCAGGUGCCCUCACAGCUGUAUGCAGCCAGUCUGCUGCAGCGAGGGUUGGCGGGGCCCACCACCGUCCCUGCUACCAAGGCCAGCCUGCUCCGGGAGCUGGACCGGGACCUGCGGCUGGUGGAGCAUGAAUCCACCAAGCUGCGCAAGAAGCAGGCGGAGUUGGACGAGGAGGAGAAGGAGAUUGAUGCCAAGCUCAAGUACCUGGAGCUGGGCAUCACCCAGCGCAAAGAGUCUUUGGCCAAAGACCGGGUUGGCCGUGACUACCCACCUUUACGUGGCCUUGGUGAGCAUCGUGACUACCUGUCUGACAGCGAGCUCAACCAGCUGCGGCUCCAGGGUUGUACCACGCCCGCUGGCCAGUAUGUGGACUACCCUGCCUCAGCUGCUGUGCCUGCCACCCCCUCUGGCCCCACUGCCUUCCAACAGCCCCGGUUCCCACCUGCAGCCACACAGUACACUGCAGGCAGUAGUGGACCAACUCAGAAUGGAUUUCUAGCCCACCAGGCACCUACCUACACUGGCCCUAGCACGUACCCAGCACCUACCUACCCUCCUGGAACGAGUUAUCCAGCUGAGCCUGGCCUGCCAAGCCAACCGGCUUUCCACCCCACAGGCCAUUACGCAGCCCCAACGCCCAUGCCAACCACGCAGAGCGCCCCUUUUCCAGUCCAAGCUGACAGUCACGCUGCCCACCAGAAGCCGCGCCAGACCUCACUGGCUGAUUUGGAGCAGAAGGUUCCCACCAAUUAUGAAGUGAUCAGCAGCCCUGCUGUAACCGUGUCCUCAACCCCCUCUGAGACCGGCUACAGUGGUCCAGCUGUGAGCAGCAGCUACGAGCACGGUAAAGCCCCUGAGCAUCCCCGGGGUGGUGAUCGAAGCAGUGUGAGCCAGAGCCCAGCCCCUACAUAUCCCUCUGACUCCCAUUACACCAGUCUGGAGCAGAACGUUCCCCGAAACUAUGUGAUGAUCGAUGACAUCAGUGAGCUAACCAAGGACAGCACCCCCACUGCCUCGGAUAGCCAACGGCCAGAGCCCUUGGGCCCAGGUGGAGUCAGUGGGCGUCCCGGGAAGGAUCCCGGAGAACCAGCUGUCCUAGAGGGACCCACUCUGCCCUGCUGCUAUGGCAGAGGUGAGGAAGAAUCUGAGGAGGACUCAUAUGACCCCCGUGGCAAAUCUGGUCAUCACCGGAGCAUGGAGAGCAACGGCCGACCAGCCAGCACCCACUAUUACAGUGACAGUGACUAUAGACAUGGGGCUCGAGCAGACAAGUAUGGCCCAGGACCCAUGGGGCCAAAGCAUCCCUCUAAGAACCUGGCCCCGGCUGCCAUCUCCUCCAAGCGCAGCAAGCACCGGAAGCAAGGCAUGGAGCAAAAGAUCUCCAAGUUCUCACCUAUCGAGGAGGCCAAGGACGUGGAAUCAGACCUGGCCUCCUAUCCCCCACCCACCGUCAGCAGCAGCCUGACCUCUCGGAGCAGAAAGUUCCAAGACGAAAUCACCUAUGGGCUCAAGAAGAAUGUGUAUGAACAGCAGAGGUACUACGGGGUGUCCAGCCGGGACACAGCCGAGGAGGAUGACCGCAUGUAUGGUGGUAGCAGCCGGUCCCGAGUGGCAUCGGCAUACAGUGGGGAGAAGCUGUCCAGCCAUGAUUUCAGCAGCCGAAGCAAAGGGUAUGAACGGGAACGGGAGACUGCAGAGCGACUUCAAAAGGCGGGGCCCAAGCCCUCAUCCCUGAGCAUGGCUCAUGGACGGGCACGGCCCCCCAUGAGGAGCCAGGCCUCUGAAGAGGAGAGCCCUGUCAGCCCCUUAGGGCGGCCCCGUCCCGCAGGGGGCGCUCUUCCUCCUGGGGAUACCUGCCCACAGUUCUGCUCCAGCCACUCCAUGCCGGACGUCCAGGAGCACGUCAAGGACGGACCGCGCGCCCACGCAUAUAAGCGUGAGGAGGGCUACAUCUUGGAUGACUCCCACUGCGUGGUUUCGGACAGUGAAGCGUAUCACCUGGGCCAGGAGGAGACAGACUGGUUUGAUAAGCCCCGAGAUGCCCGCUCCGACCGGUUCAGGCACCAUGGGGGGCAUACAGUCUCCUCCUCCCAGAAGCGAGGCCCUGCCAGGCACAGCUACCAUGACUACGAUGAGCCCCCUGAGGAGGGCCUGUGGCCUCAUGAUGAGGGUGGUCCAGGCCGGCAUACCUCAGCCAAGGAGCACCGGCACCACGGUGACCACGGGAGGCACUCAGGCCGCCAUGCUGGUGAGGAGCCAGGGCGCCGUGCUGCCAGACCACAUGCUCGGGACAUGGGUCGCCACGAGACCCGGCCUCACCCUCAGGCCAGCCCUGCCCCUGCCAUGCAAAAGAAGGGUCAGCCUGGGUACCCCAGCUCUGCUGAUUACUCACAGCCAUCCCGGGCUCCGUCAGCAUACCACCAUGCCUCUGACAGCAAAAAGGGCUCCCGGCAGGCCCACUCUGGGCCUACUGUACUGCAGCCAAAGCCAGAAGCCCAGGCACAGCCACAGAUGCAAGGUCGGCAGGCGGUUCCGGGACCGCAGCAAUCACAGCCACCAUCGUCCAGGCAGACGCCCUCAGGCACAGCAUCACGCCAGCCACAGACACAGCAGCAGCAGCAGCAGCAGCAGCAGCAGCAACAGCAACAGCAACAGCAGCAACAGCAAGGUCUUGGGCAACAAGCUCCCCAGCAGGCUCCAUCACAGGCUCGGCUACAGCAACAGAGCCAGCCAACCACCCGGAGCACAGCCCCUGCUGCCAGCCACCCAGCAGGGAAACCUCAACCAGGCCCCACCACAGCCCCAGGGCCCCAGCCAGCAGGACUGCCACGUGCAGAGCAGGCAGGCAGCUCCAAACCGGCAGCCAAAGCGCCCCAGCAGGGGCGCGCUCCUCAGGCCCAGUCAGCUCCAGGACCUGCAGGGGCGAAGACUGGAGCCAGGCCUGGGGGGACCCCAGGGGCUCCUGCUGGUCAGCCAGCGGCAGAAGGAGAGAGUGUAUUUUCUAAGAUCCUCCCUGGUGGGGCAGCAGAGCAAGCCGGAAAGCUGACAGAAGCUGUCUCUGCUUUUGGCAAAAAAUUUUCCUCAUUCUGGUGAUUGUGUCCAGAAGGGCUCCUGAAGACCUGAAGAAAGACAAUCUCAUUGCUGUGGAAAAAUCUCUGGAGUCAGAGGCCUGGGUGCAGCUCUGGACUCUGCGUAUAACGCAUCCACAACCUGGCAAACCUUUGGCCCAAAGAUUCACACCAUGUGGGCCCCACCCAGCAGGCAGGCCUCGGCCGAGCAUGAGAAUGCAAUGUUUUCUAACAGCAGCGACCUAGGUGAAGCAUCUGCUUGCUGGACCAAUGGGACCAUUGGCUUGGGGGAACCUUUCAUGUCUUUCAAGAGACCCUGCCUUACUCAGGCCAGCCGUCCUUGGGAGAGAGGAGCCCUCGCCAGAAUGCGGUUGCUGCUGAGGCUGUCCGCUGCUUUUCCUGCAGCCUCCUGUGGCCUGGGCAGCCAGGCUUCCAACGCGUUAUACACAGAGUUUGGGUGCACACUACCCUCCCUCUAAGACACCAGAAGUUUUUUCCACAGCCUUGGAGAGGGGCUUUGACUGAGGGCUGGAGCCCUAGGCUCCGAUUCCUUCACAUUCCAGCUGGCCCGGAUCCCUCUGUGGCCAUGAGGCCUUGCCCGCUUCACCCUGCUCUGUGGGCGACAAUGGAGCAGACCUCCACAUGGCCAGCAUGGGUUUGGGAGAACUUUACAAACAUUAGGACCUAACACUGUCUCAUCGCUGAAACAAGAGGCCAUAGCACCGAAAAGCAGCGUGGGCACCGGCUGAGGCUUCUCCCAGCCCAUGGAUGGCAGCGUAACUAAGCAUGCCUGCCAUCCUCUUAAAGCCAUCCCCCCAGCCAUUGUGAGCAUCCCAGCAACACCGCCAUUGUCUCGACCAGCCGGCCCCUCGGCUCCUCAUCUGUACACCUGGGGAUUUCUUUUGAUUUCAGGAACAGCCUUAAUCAUUCCAGUUUGAUUUACAUGUAUACCUCACAAACUUUUUUUUUGUUUUAUUUUUUUCUUUCCCUUUCUUUGCUUUUAUCCCUCUGUCUCUUCCUCCACCUCCACCCCCACCUCGUGAUGGAUGGUUUGGUUUCCUCUCUGCUCUGCCCCUGCUCAGCACAGGGAGAAAUGUUGAUUUAGAAGCAAUAGCGGGCAGCCGGCCACCAAGAGCACAAACCCAGGGCGAGGUCUAGGGAGGCUCCUCCGCCCGCCUGUUUACUGUGCAAUUCCAGUCCUCUUAAGCCAUCAGCAGUAGGUGUGCUCAGAGCAGAGGAGCCAAGGGGAAGGUUCAGAGCCCUGUGAGGUAAAGGGGAGUAUGACACCGUCCAUUCACCCGGGGGACUGGGCUACACACCUCCCCAAAGCCCUUCCCUCGGAGGCCUCCCUUCAUCUCGGGCCCAGCCACAAGUCUCAUCUCUAAUGUUCUAUGCAAUGAAAUAUAAACCCUCAAAGACAACUGUUAAUAUUUAAUAAAUUCCAUGUUACAUAUAAGGAGUUAAUUGCAAACACGCAGUUGAGAAACUGGAUAGCUCUAUCUGCUCAUACCACCGCCCCAGCCUGAUCCUUGUCCCCACUUUCCGUGUGUGUACGUGUGAGAGCGAAAACGAGAGCAUGUAUGUACAUGUGUGUGCGUGCGUGUAUGUUUGUGUGUGUGCGCGGGCGUGCGUGUGUAAAUUCUAAGUCUGUGGCAUGUUUGACCUGUGGCAGGACUCGCUGCUUGCCAGGUGACCCACCGCCUGUCUCGCAGUGGAGCAUGCACAGCUCGAAGCUUCUUUGCACGAUUUCAUUCAUUUUAAAUGCUCGACCUCUUGCUUGGAGUUCUUUUUGCCUCCAAACCUCUCCCUUAAGAGCGCUUCUCCCUGACUUCGGGACACGCUAGUGAAGACCUCCCAGAACUGCCUGAAUAUGCCAGGCCAUGGAGCAGGCCGUGCGGCCCCAUACACCUUGCAGUUUUUAAUCUGUGUGCGACAGCAGAUUAAAAACAAACAAACCAACCAACCUUAGAAAAGACAGAGAGAGGAGCCCGCACAGGAUGCAUGCAUAUGAACAUUCUAUGGGUCUGCUACAGGAUCUCUACCUGUGUAUCAUUUUUCCCUCCUAUCCUAGGCCUGAGCCAAAAGAAUCUGGUCACCACUCCCCAGUUGGACACUGCUCAAGAACAAAGCUGGGGUACAUCUGUGGAGAGGCAGCAGCCAAGGGAUCCUGGCUGUGCCCUACAAUCCCUAGAUCUUGGCCCUGCUCUAUGUCUCUCCUUUGUGAUGUGGAGCCUCAAAGGACUGUGAUCCAAGAGAUCUGGAAUGGAGCCAGGGGUCAUAGGGUACCCAGGAAGAGAUGGCUGAAAAUAUCAUUCGGAAAAUAACAUCCACAUAAGUAACAGCUUCAAGCUGAGCUCAGGUUUCUCAGGAGCAAAGCUUACCGAAGGGUCUGUGUAACCCUCUCCACAUCUGCCCCAGGACUUGCCUCCUCGGAAACCUAAGUAUUACACUGUUGUCAGUAUCUCCCUCACUGGUCCAGGAGUAGAGCAGACAGUACCUGCAUGACCCCUAAUGUCUGGCCUGCCUCCAGAGAGUUUUGGUGUACACCACGCAUUUCUCAGGGGUUCACAUGUCUCAUGCUUUUUUUUUUUUAACAAGGCUUAUAACUCCUUUAGAGUGGGACCCUGUCCACCGUUGGCAGCUGUGGAUGGGACACUGAAAACUGUGUUGGACUUAAGAGCCUGAAUUCCCAGGAUUUAGCUUUCUUCCCACUAUGUAAUAUCUCAGUAUCUCAAGUUUGAUCUCAGAGAUCAAACUUGGGUUAUAUGGGGCCAUCUCUAUAAGGGCUGAAGAAGGCCCUCAUCGAGGAACUCACAGGCCCAGGUGUGUGCAGGAUGUGCCCAGUGUUCAGAUCCUUGGGAUCGUGGCAGUAUCCCUUCCCACUCAUAGUCAGGACUAGGAGAUGAGAGCAGGCAGGGAUCCACAGGUCAACCUCUGGCAGCACCCCUAGGCUCAAAAGUAUUAAUUUUACACCAAAUUUCUUUUCUGGCUAAACUCCAAGUUUGACAUUUCUGAUAUCUGCUACUCUACCCCUGGCUGUGCUCACAGGACAGAUAUUUGCCCCCUUGUGAUUAUGACAGCAGACUGCAAUAGUCUUCUAGGUCAUAGGUAUCCCGGGCUCUUGUGUUGACCCUGGGGCUCGGGGAUGAGUGUUUGCUGCUGUGGGACAUGAUAAGCAAUGGGUGCAUCUCCAAAUGGGUAAGAAGUCUCUGGGUAGAGUCCAGAUCUUCUCCAUUUUCCCCUCUCGGUGUCAUAAGCAAGGGUACCCACCUCUGCCCACCCACGGCCUCAACACACUCACGUCAUAGUGAUGGUCCUCGCACCAUCCUCUUCCUAUUCUUUGGGUAGGGUGAAUGGACUCAGGGCUCACAAUGAGAGAACAGCUAGGGCAGCCAUUCUGGCCUGUAUUCUGGAGCCUAUGGGGAGUUUUCUAGGCAGGUCCAUGCCAUAGAGUGCAGUCCUGCCCAUAGCCCUUCUCCCCCCAUACUGUAAAUAAUUUGUCAUCAUGGACUCCAACAGGGUCGGAGGGACAGAUAUAACCAAUUGAAAUUCUCUGAAGAUGCCAUCUGUCUCCCGGGGUGCCAGCGCCUGCUAUCAUGUGCACCAAGUGGCACUGGAGAGCCAUAGAAGUCAUAAGAUACUGUAUGUGUAAGCACAUGUACAUGAAUGUGUGUGUGUGUGUAUGUGUGUGUGUAAGUGUGUGUGCGUGUGUGCACGAGUCUCAUUCAGCCUCUGGGGUCAAAUCAGCUCCUCUCCUCUCCUCUACUCCUGGAGAGUAGUGACCAUCAACAUUUUCCCCUUCUAGCUUCUAUGUCUUGUUUUUGCUUUCCCUCCCCCCUCCUCCCCUCUCCUUCCUUCUCUCCUUCUUUAUUUGAGGGGGAAGAGUGCUGUACAAAGUCAAACAAACAAGUUUACAGUUGUAAGUGCAAUGACCCGAGUCCUCCACAUGACCUUGUGAAUUGUGUGCCGUCCUCCUGUGCUCUGUGAGAACUCGUGGUACUUCAGUGUCCCUCCCCUGUACUGUGACAAGGUAUUUCUGUGGUAUCAGAAUAAAAGGACUUGAUAUAAACAAC